Messenger RNA from Lactuca virosa, 369 nucleotides. The record is from the annotation of a GenBank genome assembly. NCBI's taxonomy places the organism in Eukaryota, Viridiplantae, Streptophyta, Magnoliopsida, Asterales, Asteraceae.
AUGAAAGUGCUCAAGGAAACCGGGACCCACAUGGGCCAACGAAUAUCCGAACCCAAGGUCAAACUCAUAACCCUAACGAAAGAAGAGGAGUUUUUGAUAACUGGAAGUGAUGAGAUUUGGGACGUGUUUAGGAACCAAAACGCGGUGGAUUUUGUAAGGCGGCGGUUGCAGGAGCAUAAUGAUGUGAAGUGGUGUUGUAAGGAGAUGAUAGAGGAGGCGAUAAAGAGAGGGGCGAUGGAUAAUUUGGCGGUGGUGGUUGUGUGUUUUCAGGCGAAACCGCUGCCAUAUGUGGUGGUGCAGAGGGGGAGAGUCAUGCGGAGUAUUUCGGCCAAAGGGUUGCUGAAUCUUAAGUUUCAUCUUGAAGGGUGA